Calliphora vicina (urban bluebottle blowfly) is the source of this 603-nucleotide messenger RNA. Its product is annotated as protein sisterless A-like. The record is from RefSeq and is a predicted model, not a curated record. The transcript has a single exon. The coding region runs from base 1 to 603 and encodes 200 amino acids. NCBI's taxonomy places the organism in Eukaryota, Metazoa, Arthropoda, Insecta, Diptera, Calliphoridae.
AUGGAACAAUCUCCAGAGGCCGGAUACUUCCUAAGACAAGUCUAUUCAUCGUUAACAAAGGACUUCCAGAUGCAACCAUUCAAUCCAGCAUCAAUGGAAAAUGUCAGGGUUGUUAAACCACACAAUAUCGGCUACAUCGUUGGGGUCGAAAUGAAACGUAUUAAGGAAAACUGCUUACGCAAAGAAGAACAGUAUGUGGAGCAAAUGCUACUGGAAAAUCCCAUAACAAUUGAGAGACGCACCAGCAACAACAAUCCUCAGCCAGCAUCUAGUGACGAUGAGAUGGUAGAUGUCGUAACUGUCGCCUCCACCUCAAAACGGGACAUGCAACAACAACGUGCCGAUGCUUGCCGCCGUUCCCGCUACAACAAUAAAGUCAGAAAAGCUAAAACGAUGUACCGUCAUAAAUUCAUGACCCAGAAAUUAAUGCAAAGCACUAAAAUGUACGAUUGCAUCCAGGAAUUAAUCGCCCAAACUGAGACAUAUUUACUUAGCAAUGGCAUGGACGCAGAUACUCUUCUGGCAUUGCGUAAUAACUACAACAUUGACAAAGCUAAUGAAACUGUGCAAAACUUGAAGCGCACUAUGAAUUUGGAAAAAUAA